Messenger RNA from Kwoniella shivajii, 1710 nucleotides. RefSeq lists its product as uncharacterized. Gene Ontology annotation, molecular function: chloride channel activity. NCBI's taxonomy places the organism in Eukaryota, Fungi, Basidiomycota, Tremellomycetes, Tremellales, Cryptococcaceae. The transcript has 7 exons. The coding region runs from base 1 to 1710 and encodes 569 amino acids. The record is from RefSeq and is a predicted model, not a curated record.
AUGGCACGAAGAAGAGUACCAACUCGAUAUCAUCCAAAAUCGAAAUCACCUCCUUCACCUUUACGAACAAGGUUGGAACUAUUGACUUAUGCCUUUGCUCGAUUACCACCUAGACAAUUACCUUUCUUAGCUAGUUAUGCUUAUGUAAUAAUAUACGCUGCGGAGAAAGGAUGGGUAGAUAAAGAGAGUCUAGGGAAGGGAGGUGCUAGUAUCGUCGGGGUACUGAGUAUGGUCACCGGCUUACUAGUCUCUUAUCGAUUCUCUUCGGCGAUACAGAAAUGGGACGAAGGGAGACAAGUCUGGGCAUCGGUCAGAAUAACCAUCAGAGAUGGGAUGCGAAUGAUAUCGAUCCCACCCGCAGCAUCGAUACAUUCUCCCGCACUGAAUUCACAAGAGGGGGUGCCGGAAGACGCAGAUAAGGAGAUAGAACCGGUAAAACAAAUGUCUUCUACUGGUUCUUCACCUUCCAAAGAGGACAAAGGGAAAGGCAAGGAAAGAAGAGAUCCGACAACAAGUCGAGUGGAUGAAUUGGCUGGCUUAUUGGUUGGAUUUGCUUUCGCUUUACAACACCAUUUACAUGGAACGAGACCGUUGCCCCAGCCACCGCUAUGUGAUCUGUUACCAUCAUCGUAUCUUGCCUCGUUGAAAAGGACAGAAGCAAGAGUCCGAUUUGCUGAAUCUCACGCUGGACCAUCUGGCUCCAACUCGAAUUCGACGUCACCCUCAGAUAACCCAUCGGCAAAAUCCGUAUCGCCGUUGCUAGGCUCGUCGUCGGUAGUUGGGGAAGAUGGAUAUAGACCGGGAUUGAGAAGAAGGGGUACAGGUCCACCUACGAAAGAAGAAAAAGAUCUAGCAAACGAAGAUGGUGAAUGGGAAUUAAGUAAUCUAAGAGAAAAAGCUCAGGAAGCAGUCAAUAAGUUGACUGAAGCUAUAACUUUAUCCGGCUUAACAAAUUUAAUAGAUGAAGAAAAUUCAGAAUUAAAACAACAAUUAAAUCAAUUGAACUUACCUCUCAAUGAAAUUGACAGAGAACAAUCUUUUAGUCAUAAUGGUGGUGUUUUAACAUCUUCGGAAAAUCAACUUGGUGUCGUUGGAUCAUAUUCUGAAGAUGGUAAAGGUAUAAAAAUGAAAUCAAAAUCAAAAUCAAAUCUGCAUUCACCAAAUCCACCUAAUCUACCUUUGGCGUUACUGAAACUCAUCGAAGCAUACGUUGUCGGUUUAGCAGGAGUGGAUUCUGAAAAAGGAGGCUGGACCGAUUCGAAGAGGGAAAGGGGUCUAGCCAUAGUUCAUGCCAUGAGUAACCAAUUAGGUGAAGCAGAAAGACUCUUAACCAAUCCACCGCCAUUGCCAUUAACACUACAUCUGUCACAUCUCUUGAUCAUUUACUUGGCGGCUUUACCAUGUUCUUUACUUUGCGUCGUAAAUGGCUGGUCUAUGAUCUUGAUUACUGUAGUUGCAGGUUGGUGCUUAUUGGGUUUGGAAGCUUUAAUAGGUGAAGUAGGAGGUGUUUUCGGUAGUUCAGAAAAUCAUUUACCACUACCUAUGUUUACUCAGCAGAUCUUGAACGAGUCGUUGGAUAUAUCACCCGCUUUCUUGAGAUAUUAUAGAAGUAGGUUAGUGAGUAAAUUAGGAGAGAACGAAGAAGAAGUUCAGGAAUUGGAUAGAAGAUCUAGGAGAAGCGAGUGUGAAUGGACACCUUCUUUUGGAUAA